AUGCACGUCGCCAUCGAGUCUCUCCAGGACAGCCGCAUGACGACCUCUAAGGGUGUGGGGCGUCUCGAAGCGUAUCCAAGGCCGGCGCCCGUCGCACCCGGCAAGGCGCGGCUUAGCACGGCUCACGGCGGGCGGCCGAGCUGGGUCGGCCCCUUUCCGCUCACGGCCUAUGCCUCGACGGCCUUGCGUGUCAAGCGGCCCCAGCAUACGACCGCCCCCUCCAACAGCCGCCGCCAACCUCUCCUUCUCCUUUCGGCACCCGCUGUUGUGCGAAAACAGGCAGAGAGGGCUCGUCACGGGAGCCGCAAAGCCUGGUAA
Messenger RNA from Verticillium dahliae VdLs.17, 318 nucleotides. RefSeq lists its product as uncharacterized. The transcript has a single exon. The record is from RefSeq and is a predicted model, not a curated record. Lineage: Eukaryota; Fungi; Ascomycota; Sordariomycetes; Glomerellales; Plectosphaerellaceae. Bases 1 to 318 code for a protein of 105 amino acids.